CCUCUUUUUCCCUGUUCUUUCUCAGUUUCUGAGCUCCAUUAAUACUCUCUUCGUUUAUUAUUAUUGUUGGGUGUUUUUUUAUUGUGCAUGUGAUUUUCGUUCGCUUUAUACUGUUUGGUUGCUGUAAAGCGUCUUAAGAAGGAACAUUAUAGAUUUCUUCGGCCGCUGACAGUCGUUUCUACUGUUCUUUUAGGGUUUUCUUGAUGAUUUUGAUGUAGGAGGGUUAGGAUAAUAGAGUAUUGAGAGAUGGAUAACCCUUGGCGGAUCAAAUUUGAUUCUACAUUGCAGUCAUCGGUGCUUUCAAUGGCUUCAUCGGCAUCGCAGGAGCCUCGAGAUCAGAUGGAGAUGAAUUAUGGCCAGUAUUUUCGCCAACAUACUACACAGGAUUUAAGUUCCACAUUGCAUGAAAGAGUGCAUGAUCCUAUGCGUCCCAACAAUUCAAACUUAUUUUCCCAUAAGUCAAGUCAAUCUGAGCUGGCAAAUUCGUUUCUAGCUCUUCUAUCUGGGCCACCAUCACUUCUACAGUGUGAAUUUCAGGAGCUGUCAAGUCGAAAAGUAUUCAAUGCCUCUAGAUAUGGUAAUAUUAAUGAUGUUGCAAGUGAAACUCCACGAGCCUAUGGGACAUUGCUGUCAGAAAACUGGAGCAAACAAAACACAGAAAAUGGUGGAAAAUUUUCUGCUGUUCCAUCUAGAUUGGAAUUGAGUUCCAGCAGUAGUGGUGUUUCGGUUUUGCCUUGUAACUUUCAUGCGUCUAGCGUAAAUAUUCAGACUUCAGAUCUGGCUGAAGUAGUCAAUCAUCACAUGGUUCCCGGUACUGAGAAAGUAGUGGACUUUGCUACCCUGAAAGGGGAUUGCUACAGUACUGGCUCUGCAAAACCUGGUAAUCCCCAUAGCAAAAAUAUACGGAUGUCAAUGAAGAUACCUGAGGAAUUAAACUCUUCUAUAUCUGAUCAGUCAUCAACUAUUUUAAGUGGGUGUCCCCGCGUAUUCUGUUUGGGUACAGGUGGGUAUCUGCUUCUCAGCAAUACAGGACUUCUCAGUAUUCUUUGCUCCUGUCAUUUUUUUCACACAUCUGUUUCCAAAUUUUGCGAGCAUGCAGGAUUAUGCGAUAUGAACCCUGGGGAUGCUGUUCACAUGGAAAGUGGAGGGACCAUUGCACGAUGGCGGAAACUCUACUUUGAGAAGUUUGGGAUCAGGGUUCCUGAAGAUCAGAGUGGAUGGGACUGGCCUGAAGGAUUGUUACCAACUACUGGUUUGGUGAAAUCUAGUUCAACCGUGCCCAAAAUAUCUAUUACUUCUCACGUGGCUAAUCCAAUUGGUUCAUCGCAAGCUUUGUCAAGCAGUUUGCUUGAUGUUGCUGAUGGCCGGAGAAUGGAGUGUGCUUUCUCUAAGAGUUCAACGAUGUCAACAUUUGGUGGUAGGGAUUCAUCUAAUGGUUGUCAGUCUGUCUCCACCUGGAUUGAUUCUAUAUUGAAGACUAGAAACCAAUCCCUUGCCCACUCUAGUUUGCAAAAUUUAAGAACCCUGGGUCGAAAUUAUGAUGCAACUGCAGCUAAAAUCACAGGUGAUAUUGUAAUUUCUGACCGAGAUGCUGCUUCCUCUAAUGUGGAGUUAAAGCUCGGGCAACCUUAUCAGCCAAGUCAGCCUAUAGGAAACUCUGCUCUACCAGUUGUUGCACCCAAACAUUUUAAGACAGUUGUUGAUCCUCCACAGUCAUACCAUUCUGAGAAGAUGGUUGAUCGAGCUAUGUUUUUCGGGAAGGAGGAAACUAGGCAAUAUUGUCUUCAGGAGGCAGACUCUUCUAACACUAUGGCAAGAAGUCAACAGAGCCUAUUGAACUUUAGUAAGCAUGCAUUUGCAGCCAGCAGUUUUGUGGAUGCUACCAAACCUGAAAGCCGACUUGAUGCCACAAAAAAUUUAGUAGUUCCUGCACAUUCACUGCUACCACUGGAAGGGAGUGCAUGCUCUAAAGGUACUAAUAAUAUGGUCAGUGAAUUUAGCAUGCCAAAGAUAUUUCAUUGUGGAUCUAGUACUACCAAGUGUGACCCACUAAAUGCUCCCCUGAAAAUUGGAAAUAGUUUAGGGAGGCAGUUGAAUAUGCCUGAGUUGGGUUUCUGCAGAUUGACAGAAAAGGGAAAAGGUGCAGGUCUGGGAUGUCUUCCUGUUGGCUUUUCCGAUGCAAUUGAUCCAGCAUUGAGAAUCCAUAAGCAGGAGGAAAGUUCUAGAAUUGCCAUUGGCAUGAUGCCUGGUUUUUCAUCAGUGCACAACAUGAACUCGUGUCAGUCCUCUAAUGUUUCUUCAGGUAGAUUUGAUGAGAGAAGCUGUCUGAACCUUCCUGGGAACUCUUCCUUUGUUGGAAAUAAUGCACAUACUGAUCAAGCUUUUCUUACAAUGAGUAGUUCAUAUUUGGGCUCUCGACAUAUUUCUCAACCCUCCGCUGCUACAACGGGCUUUCUGUUGGCUACUUCAACUUUUGUACCAGGUUCAACUUCUACCACCUCAAAACAAGAGGGCCCUUGUUUGCUUGAUGAUAGUAUGAGAGUGCUUGCGUUGAGCCAGAUUUCAGAGUUGUCAAAGCGACAUGCAAUUUCUUCAGUUGGAAUGAGCCAUGAGCUAGGAAGAUUAGAUAGAACUUCUAAUCCUAAUAUACAGCAUUCUCUUCUUGAAUCAUCAAAAUCUAGGGAAGGAAGGUGUGGAUCUAUUCUUCCCAGCAAGCAAGAUGUUUUUGAAGGUGCUUCAUCAUCAUUUCCAUCUGCUGCUGAAAAAUCAAUCCCCAUGACAGGGUUAAGCAGUUGCUGUGAUUUCUCACAAUUGACACAAGGGCUUCCACUACAUUCUAGAAUUGACAUGCCAUGCCAAUUUUCUAAUGACCGUUUUUGUGAUCAUUCUACAUUGAGGCUCAUCAGAGGUGAGAGCAUCACACAAUCGAGUGGGCAUGCAAAAUGCUGCCAGAGAGUACCUUGCACAUAUUCUCGGGGUGACUGCAUCUGCUCAGUCCAUGCAAAGUGCUUAGAAGGAUAUACCAAGUGUAGGUUUGAAGGAUCUUGUGUUGUCUCCAAGGAACAAGUUGGUGUAUGCUGUGAAGCACAUAAUCCAGUUGCUUCUGAAUUUGUUAAAGAGCAUAUCUAUCCAAAUGACAGAACUAAUUUAUUAGAUCAAGGGGGGAAAGUGAAUGGGCAACUUCCUAUGAGAAUUGCCUGUCAUGCUUCCCAGUGGAGAGAUGUUCCAAGCAAGCAAAAGGAGGCUUGUAAAAUGACACAAAUUAACUUAUCAGCUGAGUUGUUAGAUGCUAGUGGAUGUGCUGGAGAUCAGUUUGGAGCUUCUGCAGGUGUGCAUGGUAUUGGUUCUGCUAUAAAUGAAGCUGACUCACUUAAAUGGCAGGGCAUGUCAAAUAUUUCUUCUGGAUGUUCUGGGGCUGCUGUCACCCAGGCGUCAACUGAGGUUAACAAUGUGGAUUCUUCUACCAUCGAUGCUGGAGACAAUGAAUAUAGAAAUGAUCUUGUAGUUGACGAGGGAUCUGGUAUUGAUAAAUGUUCAUCAAAUGAUGAACUUGAAAGUGAAAGAAGUGCUGAGUUUAUUGGUGUUUCUUGCAGGAAUAAGAUAAGGAAUAACAGAUCAUCCAAAAUUCCGAAUGGGCAGUCAUCUCUUAGUCUGCUUGAUGAGCUUAAACUCCUAGAUUCAUUGACAUGGAAAAAAAGUCAAAAUCAGAGUUAUAUGAGCCUUUCUAGUAUUGAGAGGAUCAAUCAUGUGAAGAAAAUAAGGAAAGGCUUGAAAGGUGGCAAGAGAAAGAGAGCAACUAAAUUUAGGAUGCUGGAUAUGUCCUUUGCUCCUAAACUUUCCUUACAACAUUGCCCCAAAGGUAAUGGCAGUCAUCACAUGUCCUCUCGUUCUUCCAAGGAUUGGCAGACCCUCAUUCCAUCAGUUUUAGAAUCAUAUGAACCCACUCAUCUGAUUCGACCGGGAGAGUUGGCUUCAGCUAAAAUAGUAUGUCGGAAAAGAGAUUUGUCUGAUGUGUACAGGGAUCAGGAUGGUGAAGAUUAUCAGGUUAAACUGAAAGAUGAUGAUAGGUCUGACAAUAUCCUUGAAGUUUCAGGUAGAAAAAGGUUAAAGCAGAAUUUGGCCUAUAAUUCCUUUGAGAAGUUAGGGUCACCAAAGCCUCUUAGAACCGUUGAAAAAACUUCUAAUAGUGAUUCUGUAUAUUGCACAAAUGCAUUUUCAUGUUUUGAGACUGUUUGUGAUAAGAAAGUUAGGCCCAUUGUAUGUGGAGAAUAUGGUGAAAUAUGCAGUUGCAAGUCUGCCGCAGCUGAAUUUAAGCCUCCAAAAAUUGUUCCUCUGAGCAGGGUUAUUAAAAGCUUGGACCAACGUAACCUUCGAAAGAGCUGUAAACCCAAAAUUACUUCAAGGAUGUCAAAUAAGAAAAGAACAGCCACCACCACAGGUUACUUUGAUUUAUCUUCUGAUUUGAAAAAAGAGGAAGAAAAUGGAGCACAUCAUGUUUCAUUCUUUGAUGAAGUAAGUGGUUGUCUUGUUGAAGAAGGCAAGAAGACAUGUCUGGGAGAAAUUAAGCAAUUCCAUAACAUGUCAUUCAUCUUGGAAGAAGGGAAUGCUGACGGAAGUGAGAAAAGUUGUGUUCCUGAUGCCAUUACUUGUAAUUGGUCAAAUGCAAGGUGUAAGGAAAGUCGUAAGCGUAGCCUUUCUGAGCUAACUGGAAAAGGUAAAGAGUCUCGUUCUGACAGUUAUCCCCUUGUGGAGAUCUCAAAGUGCAUGCCUAGGAUGAAAGCGAGGAAAGGUUUAAACAAAGCUGAUGAUGUUGAAUGUCAUGGACAUAGAGCAUGUGACAUUAAUCCUGAAAAAGCUAUCGACGAGCUUAGGUGCUCUUCUAGCGCUGAUUCAGAUGCAUUCUGCUGUGUUUGUGGAAGCUCAAACAAGGAUGAAUUCAAUUGCCUAUUGGAGUGUAGUCAAUGUUCAAUCAGAGUGCAUCAAGCCUGCUAUGGUGUUUCAAAAGUCCCGAAGGGCCAGUGGUAUUGCAGACCAUGCAGAACAAAUUCUAAAGAUAUUGUGUGUGUUCUCUGUGGAUACGGUGGUGGUGCCAUGACUCGGGCUUUACAAAGUCAUACAUUUGUAAAAGGCCUUCUAAAAGCUUGGACCAUUGAAUCAGAGUGUAGGCCUAAGGACACAGUUUCGUCUGCUGAAACUAUGGUUGAUGACCAAAGUCUAGUUGUUGGGAAGGAAUUAUGUAACUUGCAAUGUAAAGAUCUCGGGCUGUCAAGAACUGCUGUUUGGAAAAUGGAUAUGCAGAAUAGUUUAAACAAUAUUCAAAACUCGCCUUGCUCUGUUAGCAAGUUAAAUGUGUACAAUAGUGUAAUAGCAGGAGUGCUUGAUCCAUCUGUAAAACAGUGGGUUCAUAUGGUCUGUGGGCUCUGGACUCCUGGAACUCGUUGCCCAAAUGUCAACACCAUGAGUGCUUUUGAUGUAUCUGGUGUUUCUCGUGGAAGAGAAAAUGUGGUUUGCUCUAUAUGUAACCGAUCUGGUGGCUCAUGCAUACAAUGCAGGGUUGUGGAUUGUUCAGUUCGGUUUCAUCCUUGGUGUGCUCACCAAAAGGGUCUGUUACAAAGUGAGGUUGAGGGGCUUGAUAAUGAAAGUGUUGGUUUCUAUGGAAGAUGUAUGCUUCACGCCUUACACCCCAUAUGUGAGUCUGAUAGUGAUCCCACCAAUGGUAAACUGAGUUUUCCUAGGAAAGGGGAAUCAACCUGUGCUCGAACAGAGGGUUUCAAAGGCUGCAAACAAGAUGGCUUUUGGCACAAUCCCUAUGGUCAGUCAAGAAGAAAGAACGGAUGCUUUGUUCCUCAAGAGCAGUUAAAUGCUUGGAUUCACAUUAAUGGGCAGAAGCCAUACAUGCAGAGGCUUCCAAAGCUGUCAAAAUCAGAUAUUGAAAAUGAUUGCCGGAAAGAAUAUGCUCGCUACAAACAAGCAAAGGGUUGGAAGCAUUUGGUAGUUUAUAAAUCUGGCAUACAUGCUCUUGGUCUUUACACUUCUAGAUUCAUUUCCCGUGGUGAAAUGGUGGUUGAGUAUGUUGGUGAGAUUGUGGGGCAACAUGUGGCUGAUAAAAGGGAACUUGAAUACCUGUCUGGCAGAAAAGUCCAGUACAAAAGCGCAUGCUACUUCUUCAGGAUAGAUAAAGAGCAUAUCAUUGACGCUACUCGCAAAGGGGGGAUUGCCCGUUUUGUCAACCAUUCAUGUCUGCCCAAUUGUGUUGCCAAAGUGAUUUCUGUGAAGAAUGAAAAGAAGGUAGUGUUUUUUGCAGAGAGAGACAUAUAUCCAGGAGAAGAGAUAACAUAUGACUACCAUUUUAACCAUGAGGAUGAAGGUAAGAAGAUCCCUUGCUUUUGUAAUUCAAAAAAUUGUAAGCGUUUCCUCAACUGAUUCUAUCACACUACCCUCACUCCCUUCUUAUUGUAAUACUAAUUUAAUUAUAUUAUAUUAGUCAUUCCCAAGGGGUUUCCUCUAAUACUGUCCUCUUUGUUCAAGUUUUUUCAUUUUUUAGUAUGGGAGAGAAUAAGGUUGCAAGUGUGAUAGGAUGUUGUUUUAGUGGUGAUUGUACAGAUUACCUGUGCUAAGUUUGGUGUCUUUCAUAUGUUUUGAUA
This is a messenger RNA of Gossypium raimondii (Peruvian cotton), 6644 nucleotides long. RefSeq lists its product as uncharacterized. Bases 247 to 6423 code for a protein of 2058 amino acids. The record is from RefSeq and is a predicted model, not a curated record. The transcript is spliced from 20 exons. NCBI's taxonomy places the organism in Eukaryota, Viridiplantae, Streptophyta, Magnoliopsida, Malvales, Malvaceae. Gene Ontology annotation, biological process: positive regulation of DNA-templated transcription. Gene Ontology annotation, cellular component: histone methyltransferase complex. Gene Ontology annotation, molecular function: histone H3K4 methyltransferase activity; protein binding.